UUUAUUUUGUGUGUUUCUUACGAUACGUUAAUACAAUGGGUGAUUUAAGGCAAAAGAUCAUUAAGCAAAAAGAAUGCUUGCGACAUUACUACAACCCUAAAAUAAAGGAGCAAAACUAUGUGAAAGCAGCAAACAAUGUCGCAAAGGUGCAUUCAGAUUUGUCCGGGCUGUUGGAGCAAAUUAACAUAAGGAAGCUCAAAACACAACAACUACAGUAUAACGUACCGGCAACCGAGAACGACACUGUAUAUUUUAACAAGAUGCUGGAAUUACUGUAUGCCACCUUCAAAGACGGUCUGCGAAUGGAUGACCAAGCCAGGGAAGCUGACCUAGGUGCAACAUUCGAUAAUACAGCUAUGGUUACGCCACCAUUUCAACAACAAAUGCUAAAGGUGAAACAACAGAUUGACAUACUAUCCUUCGAAGUUGCAAAGUUAAAAUCAGUAAAUGAAGCGUUGGAUACUAUCUAUGCGAAGGAUAAAAUGGAGCUAGCUCUGGCAUGCAGCGAACCCGAGAAUGCCGAACUCGAAAACCAGAACAAUCAUUCUUAUUGAUAGAGAUUUUCUGUAAAGCGUACUUAUUCAUGAAACUGUUUUAUAUACAACAUAAACCACAACAUAAAGCAAGCUAAUACCUGUUUCAUUCGUUGCAUAUACAUGUCCCUAAUGUCUUGUGUCUUUCUCCGAGUUAUGUGUUGUCAAGUAUAAGAAAUUUUCCAGAAAAUAUACAAUAAUCAUGAAUUGACUAAA
Molecule: messenger RNA, 749 nt
Organism: Anopheles cruzii
Lineage: Eukaryota; Metazoa; Arthropoda; Insecta; Diptera; Culicidae
Exons: 2
Coding region: 36-554 (172 amino acids)
Source: RefSeq, a predicted model, not a curated record